GCAAGAAGGUGGGGCAUCAGAGAAAAAAAUGGGGAUGUGCGUAUGUCCUUUAUGGAUCAUCCUAACAACUCAUAUAGAUAAGUGUACACUCAUCAGACCACCCAGUGCAUGCUGUGGUCCACCAGAGAAACAAGGCGCACAGGGUAGAAUUGUUUUUCUUCAUUAUGGCAGGGACAAAAACCAAGACAGAGGUCUUCACAAUAGCUGAGAUGGGAGAGCCGUCAGCAGAGAGAGGCGACACCAACAAGAAGAGAUGCAUCUUUGAGCAAUAUGUGCAGCCCUGCAUGGCUGAGCUGUUCGGGACCAGCCUGUUUGUGUUUGUGGGGUGUGCGUCUGUUAUUGGGAAUGUGGGAGACGUUGGCGUCAUCCAGCCCGCUGUGGCACAUGGACUGGCUCUGGGAGUGCUGAUCAUGGUCCUCGGGCAAAUCAGUGGGGGCCACUUUAACCCUGCGGUGUCUCUGAGCGUCUACCUGUGUGGAGGGAUGGGGCUUUCCCUGCUGCUGCCGUACAUCCUGGCUCAGAUGUGUGGAGGCAUGAUCGGUGCUGGUUUGACCAAGGUAAUCUACCCCACUGAUGUGUAUAAUGCUUCCCUUGGAGGGGCCUUUAACUUUGUCAACGAUGAUCUGGGUAAAACCACCGUGGCAGAGGUGAUGAUGACCCUCUUCCUUACCACUGUGGUGUGCAUGGGGGCCGUCAACGGCCAAACCCGCUCACCGUCGGCUCCAUUCUGCAUCGGCCUCACUGUGACAGCCAACAUAUUUGCUGGAGGGACUGUGUCCGGGGCCUGUAUGAACCCUGCCCGAGCCUUUGGUCCUGCAGUGGCUGCCAACCACUGGAACCAUCACUGGAUCUACUGGGUGGGACCCGCUUCUGGUGCACUGCUUACUGUCAUGUUCAUCAGGUUGUUGUUUGGUGACCAGAAGACUCGAGUUGUGUUGAAGUGAAUGUGUUAUUUAUAAAGGAGGAAGAGACAGGACGUCCCGGCUGACAUGAUGACAGCGUUUCCAUUUGGAUUUACAUUACUCAACAAUUAGACUGUAAUAUUUCAAUUGGUCAGCUAAAUGGGUGCAAAUAUAUUCGUCCUUGAACCAGUUAUACUUAUUGAAACCUAUUCAAUGACAUGUUUUUAUUACAAGAUUCAAAAAAGUGUUUGAUGGUAGGGAUCUGAUAGCUACUUCUAACUUUACUUUACAUGCUCGAUGACUGCUGGAAAAAGUUUCAUACAAAUGAUUACACUUUCUGUUAUCUAUUAACAGUCUUUUUGUACUCAGUGGAAAACCAUGCUUUGAUGAAAAACGGAUUAUACUUUAGUACCCUGACCUUGAUAGAAUUAUUACUUAAAAGAUGGAACAUGGCCAGGACACUUCACUACAAAAAAGAAUCAUAAACUGGUGUCCUUGGAUCAGCUGAAACAAAGCAGUAAGGUAGAAUGAAUAGCUUUCUAAAAACAGGAAUGGAUUUCAAAACUAUACAUAUGCAUCCUAAAUAAUGGAUGAUGAUGGUUUUAACAAUGAUAAAGAUGGAAGCUCAGCACUGUACUUAGUGUGCAGGCACAGGAAAGUAGAAAUCACACAUAGAAACUUCAUACAACAUUUUUUAUUUCUUUGAAGUAGUAUGAUCAAAUGCAUGCAGUGAUGGCAAAAAAGAGAUUUGAAUAAUAUACCUACAAAAACAACAUAUAAAGGUUCUGCAGUACAAAAAAUAUUUAUGAAUAUGAAUAAAAAGGCACAUAGUUAAAAACAGAUGGACAAAGACAAACCAACAUACAA
Messenger RNA from Sander lucioperca (pikeperch), 1769 nucleotides. It is a transcript of the gene aqp8a.1, whose product is annotated as aquaporin 8a, tandem duplicate 1. Bases 165 to 944 code for a protein of 259 amino acids. The record is from RefSeq and is a predicted model, not a curated record. Lineage: Eukaryota; Metazoa; Chordata; Actinopteri; Perciformes; Percidae. Gene Ontology annotation, molecular function: water channel activity. Gene Ontology annotation, biological process: transmembrane transport. The transcript has 5 exons. Gene Ontology annotation, cellular component: plasma membrane.